CUCUUCCGGCGCCUACCCAGGCGGGGAUGCUGCGGCUCCGCAGCGUGCUGAGGCAGCUCCGGGCAACACCCAGUACUCGGGGCUCAGCUCGGCUUCCUCUUCGCGCUGAGAUGCCUAAGAAGGCUGGUGCGACGACCAAGGGGAAAAGCCAGAGCAAGGAACCAGAGAGACCACUUCCUCCCUUAGGUCCUGUGGCAGUUGAUCCUAAAGGUUGUGUCACCAUAACCAUCCAUGCAAAACCUGGCUCCAAACAAAAUGCUGUAACAGAUUUGACAGCAGAGGCCAUAAAUGUAGCUAUCGCAGCACCUCCAUCAGAGGGAGAGGCUAAUGCUGAGCUCUGUCGGUAUCUUUCCAAGGUCCUAGAAGUCAGGAAGAGUGAUGUGGUUUUGGAUAAGGGAUGGACCUAUGGUAUCAACCAGCCACAGAUGAUCUUUUGGGACAACAUUGGAGAUAAUGAUCCUUCAUGCACUGAUAGUUGAAUUCCUCAGAAGCAAGAUGUUUCUCUGGCACCCGGAGGCCUCAACGGUGUCACAACAGCUGAAGUGUCACUUCUUCCUCAUCCUGGGCACACUGUGAUGUAGUGCAGCCCCACUGAUUGGGACCCAUGCAGCCAGCCUGGCCCAGGGCCGCUCUCUCCCAGAAUGUCCACAGGUCAAGGGUUCUCUACUUCCAUCCUUAUUUUCCUCAAAAGCUGGUCCCAGCAGUAAUCGACCAGACUUCUAGAAAAGAGGAGAUAUCUGCUCUCAAGGCUGCUAUGGGCUCCAGUGUUGUAAUCUGCUACUUGAAUCUAGUUGUUUAUUUCAUUCUAUAAUAAUUUAAUAUAGCAGAUGUCAGGAAAAAUCUUUGUUUAGAUAUUAUGUCAUCUCUGGAUAUAUCUGAAUCCUAAAGGAUUAAUCUUAAUAUUAACAAUAUUCACUUCUGCCAGUGUCAAGAGUAUUUUCUGCUGUAGGGCUUAAAUCAAUUUUAAAAUUUGAGAGUUUUAAAAGCAUAUCUUUCUGUGUUCAUAAAUAAACAGAAUAAAAAUUCUUUGAGUACCUUAUAUAAUUUUUCACACAGAAUUAACCAAAGCCUUAUUUAAUAUUUCAAAAUCCUCAUUUAUACAUAUUAAAUAUGUGUCUUUGGUUAAAAUGCAAGAUACUGAAAGAAAAAUUCAAAUAGGCAUUUCAGUAAAUAGUUUACAUAUAAUAUCUAAUUUGUCUGACAUUACAAAGUAAGUAUUUUCACAAGUAACGUUUCCAGCUAACUGAAGUCCAAUAAUAAUAAAGGCCACCUUAAGCUGGGAGUAUUUGUUUCCUAUAUUGCCUAAUUAAAAAAAAAAAAUCCUUUUCACUGUAGAUAAUUGUGCUAAUUAAAAGAAGUCAACAGUCUAUGGCAUAGAUUUCCAUACAUAGCCAGAUCUGUGUUUGGAUAGAAUGAAUCAAAUGAUAUAGGAAGUCUAGGAAAAUUUUUAAGGUAUAAAAAAUUGUAUUUCGGUUUGGCUUGAACUUGUUUAAAAAUAGAUAAUGUGUUUUAAAAAAAUUACAUUUAGGAAACAAGUGUAAUUCUUUUAUGAGAGUUCAAAAUUAGUGCUGUCAAUAACCUUCAGGGCAAAUGAUCAUUUCCUUCAAUUUUAACAUUCUAAACUUAAAACUGAUAUUUCAUUACUCUUAAUUCUAUCAUAAAGUCCUAUAUUUUUCUUUAGGUGAAUAAAAUACAAGGGGUAAUUACAUAUUUGUCUGUUGAGCAUUAUAAGGAAAGUGGCUUUGGGAACAAAAACCAUGCUAGAAAUCUCCCCAGAUGUCUUUUUCCUAUGUGGUUUCGGGAACCCCAAAACUAUUCUCAGAGCAGUGACUCAAGUUUAUUACAUUCUGUGUAACCCCAAGUCCACCUAGCACUCAAAAACAAAACACAAACAAAAAACUCUAAAAGUCCCCAGCAUCCUGUUCUCAAAAGGACAUUAAUCUGAUGUGUUCAAUAAUUAAUAUUUGACAUUCUAAAUUCACUACCAAUUUUCAAAUGUCAAAUGCUAUAAUUUUAUUUUAUGUAUUUAUUUAUGUUUGAGAUGGAGUCUUGCCCUGUCACUGAGGCUGGAGUGCAGUGGCGCAAUCUUGGCUCACUGUAACCUCCACCUC
Molecule: messenger RNA, 2111 nt
Organism: Piliocolobus tephrosceles (Ugandan red Colobus)
Lineage: Eukaryota; Metazoa; Chordata; Mammalia; Primates; Cercopithecidae
Gene: C6H15orf40
Product: chromosome 6 C15orf40 homolog
Exons: 5
Coding region: 27-479 (150 amino acids)
Cellular component (GO): cytoplasm
Source: RefSeq, a predicted model, not a curated record